CAUCAAAGAAAGACAAAUUAAGAUGAUGAAGUCCCAGCUGGAGAUUGAAGUUAUUUCAAUUGAGAAAAUCAUACCAUCAUGUCCCACCCCUCACCACCUUAGACACUAUAACUUUUCCUUCCAAGAUCAGAUUAAUCCACCCGUUUUCAUGCCCAUGGUUCUCUUCUAUCCAAACCCUAAUCCUAAUACUAUUUUCAUGGAUCAUCAUGAAGAUUAUGAACGUCAAACUAAAUGUAACCAUCUCAAGAUUGCCCUAUCCCAGGCCUUGACACAAUUCUAUGUCCUUGCUGGCCGAGUUGUUGAUAAUUCCCAUGUCAAUUGUGAAGACCAGGGAGUACCCUAUGUCGAGGCACGAGCUAAUUGUCAAAUGUCGAAUGUCAUUCAAAACCCGGUUCCUUCUGAAAUGAAUAUGUUUGUGCCUCGUGCUCUCGACGAUGUUCAAGACCUUCCUAUGGUCAUCCAGAUCACUCACUUUGAUUGUGGUGGCUUAGCCGUUAGUGUCGCGGUCUCCCAUAAAGUGGGGGACGCCUUGUCCUUUUUCAUGUUUCUCAAUGCAUGGGCAGCCACAGCCCGGGGCGAGACCACCGGUCCACCCCCACGGUUUGAAUCCGCCACCUUAUUCCCUCCAAAAAACAUCGAUAGCUUCAAGCCCAACAUCGGAAUGGUUAAGGAAAACAUCUCGACUAAACGGUUCGUCUUCACUGCCCCAAACAUAGCUUCUCUCCGAGACAAAUAUGAGUUCCCCGCAGGGCGACCCACACGGAUCGAGGCCCUCUCAGCCUUCAUAUGGACAAGGUUCAUAUCCGCAACCAAAUCAAAGAUAUUUGAAUCCAAAAACAAGAUCCACACCAUUUUUCACGCGGUUAACCUCCGCCCAAGGGUGGACCCGCCGCUGCCCGAGAAUUACUUCGGGAACAUCAGCCGCCCCGCGAUAACAAUCCCCACGAACGAUAACAAUGAUGACGACGUGGCAAGGUGUCGGGGGAUUAUAGAGACGAUGAGGAGUGCUAUAAGAAAGGUGGGAGAUAUAGGUGAUGGUGAGAAGCAUUUGAGUUGGAUGAAAGAAAAAGGGAGAAGCUUUGUUAAAGGAGAAUUGGUGACAUUUAAUUUCACUAGCUUGUGUAGGUUUCCGGUUUAUGAGGCGGAUUUCGGGUGGGGAAAAGCCGAGUGGGCCGGGUCGGCUAGCUUGACCUUUAAGAACCUUGUUGUGUUUAUGGACACGAAAAAUGGGGGCGGGAUCGAGGCGUGGAUUAACUUGAAGGAGGAAGAUAUGGAAAAGAUGGAGGCUGAUAAGGAAUUUCUAUCCUAUGUUAAUUCAUCAUAA
Molecule: messenger RNA, 1324 nt
Organism: Impatiens glandulifera
Lineage: Eukaryota; Viridiplantae; Streptophyta; Magnoliopsida; Ericales; Balsaminaceae
Product: stemmadenine O-acetyltransferase
Exons: 2
Coding region: 23-1324 (433 amino acids)
Source: RefSeq, a predicted model, not a curated record